Messenger RNA from Capsaspora owczarzaki ATCC 30864, 2977 nucleotides. Its product is annotated as neutral alpha-glucosidase AB. The record is from RefSeq and is a predicted model, not a curated record. The transcript is spliced from 6 exons. Gene Ontology annotation, biological process: carbohydrate metabolic process; N-glycan processing. NCBI's taxonomy places the organism in Eukaryota, Filasterea, Ministeriida, Capsasporidae. The coding region runs from base 45 to 2807 and encodes 920 amino acids. Gene Ontology annotation, molecular function: alpha-glucosidase activity; carbohydrate binding.
UUCUUUUUUUUCUUUUUCUUCUUUUUCUUCUUUUUUUUUUUUCGAUGCAGACGAGGCUGGCGCUGGCGCUCGUCGCGCUGCUCUGUCUCUGCAGCACCGUGUCGCUGGCAGUCGACCGCAACAACUUUAAGAAAUGCGAUCAGUCCUCGUUCUGCGCACGCAAUCGCAACUUGGAGCCGGGCAACUCGCACUUUACCGUCGUUUCGAGCUCGGUCGCGUUCAAGGACGGCCAGCUGACGGCAGACAUCCUCAACACCCGCGACAACGUCGUCCUGACGCUGCAGGUGUCUGGCAUUGCAAACUCCAUCUUCCGCGUCAAGGUCAACGAGAAGGCGCCCCGCAAGCCCCGCUACGAGGUCAAGGACGUCCUGCUCGAGCUUCGCGAGACCCCCUUGGAGCAGGAUGCUGCUGCAGCCCAGGGCGCGAACGUGAUUACCAUCCGUCAAGGCAAGCACGCUGCAGUCCUGACGUUGGCCCCGUUCCGUCUUGAUGUCGUGACUGACGAUCGUGUCAUUGUGACCCUGAACGGCCGCGGAUUGAUGAACUUUGAGCAUUUGCGUGACCGCACUGAAAACGAACAGGCCGGUGCCUGGGAGGAAACCUUCAAGACGUGGACAGACUCCAAGCCGAACGGCCCCGAGUCGAUUGGUCUUGACAUUUCCUUCCCCGGCGUCAAGCAUGUGUUUGGCAUUCCCGAGCACGCUUCGCCCACGGCGCUCAAGCCCACCAAGGGCGACGGCAUCUCGUCGGACCCCUAUCGCCUGUUCAAUCUCGACGUGUUCGAGUACGAGCUGGACAACCCGAUGGCGCUGUACGGAAGCAUCCCGUUUAUGGUGGCCCAUGCCGCUACACACUCGACUGGUGUCUUUUGGAUGAAUGCCGCAGAGACGUGGAUUGACGUCAGCAACGCCCAGGGCCCUGUCGGCCAGGACGCGACUGGCACGCUCGGCCGUCUCGCCAACCUCGUCAAGUCUGGCCUCAAGUCGGACUCGAGCGAGCCCCGCGUGGACACGCAUUGGAUUUCGGAAGCCGGCAUCAUUGACUUGUUCAUCCUGACUGGACCCCGCGUCCCGUCCAUCUUCCGUCAGUACUCGCAGCUGACGGGCGUGCCCGCGCUCCCGCCAAUGUUCUCGAUUGCCUACCACCAAUGCCGCUGGAACUACAACGACGAGGAUGACGUGGCGAACGUGGAUGCCGGCUUUGAUGCCAACGACAUUCCGUACGACGUGCUCUGGCUCGACAUUGAGCACACGGACGGCAAAAAGUACCUGACCUGGGACGCGAAAAAGUUCCCCGACUCCAAGCGCAUGCAAGAUCGCCUUGCCAGCAAGGGCCACAAGAUGGUCACCAUCGUUGAUCCGCACAUCAAGCGCGAGGCAAACUACUGGGUGCACUCGGAAGCUGAGGAACAGGGCCUGUACGUCAAGAAGGCCGACGGCACGUCCGACUACGAGGGCUGGUGCUGGCCCGGCUCGUCGUCCUGGAUUGACUUUUUGCGCCCCUCCAACCGCAACUGGUGGUCUGACCUGUUCUCCGAGGACAGGUACGUUGGCUCCACCAAAAACCUCUUCAUCUGGAACGACAUGAACGAGCCCUCCGUGUUCAACGGACCCGAAAUUACCAUCACCAAGGACGCCAUCCACCACGGCGGCUGGGAAAACCGUCAUGUCCACAACCAGUAUGGCUUUUACCAGCAAAUGGCCACGGCGGACGGUUUGUCGCGUCGCACUGGCUACACUGAGCGUCCGUUCGUCCUGACGCGCGCCUUCUUUGCCGGCUCCCAACGCUAUGGCGCGAUUUGGACUGGCGACAACACUGCCACCUGGGACCAUCUCAUCUACUCGACCAAGAUGCUCCUGACCAUGAAUCUUGCCGGUCUGCCGUUUGCUGGCGCGGAUGUCGGUGGCUUCUUUGGAAACCCCGACGCGGAGCUUCUUACCCGUUGGUACCAAGUGGGCGCGUUCCAGCCCUUCUUCCGCGGACACGCUCACAUUGACACCAAGCGCCGUGAGCCUUGGCUGUUCGGCGAGGCCGUCAUGACCAACAUUCGCACUGCCAUCCGCGCCCGCUAUUCGUUCCUGCCGUACUGGUACACGCUGUUCCACAACGCUGCCGUGAAGGGCAUGCCCAUCAUGCGGCCACUAUGGAUGGAAUACCCCUCGGACGAGAGCACGUUUGCCAUGGACGAUCAGUUCCUGGUCGGCCGUGACAUCCUCGUCAAGCCCGUCACCAGCGCCGGCGCCACAACCGUCAACGUGUACUUCCCUGGCGAUCAGCCGUGGUACAACGUGGAGACCGGCACCCGUCACAGUGCCCCUGCCACCCAGACCAUUCCGGCCCCGCUCGAACGGCUGCCCGUCUUCCAACGCGGUGGCUCCAUUGUGCCGCGCAAGAUGCGUGUUCGCCGCAGCACUGCUUUGAUGACCGCUGAUCCCUUCACCCUCUACGUUGCCCUGGAUCAAUCGAAAUCGGCGUCGGGCACCCUGUACUUGGACGACGGCCACUCGUUCUCCUACACGGAAGGUGCCUACCUCUUCCGUCAGUUCACGUUCGCCAACCAGGUGCUCACUUCGACGGCCGGUGUCACUGGCGGCGUUGCCUCCAGGCCCGACCUGCACAAGACCUCCGAGUGGGUCGAGCGUGUUGUUGUCUACGGCUACCGAAGCCAACCGACCUCCGUCACAUUCCAGGAAGGCAAGGAAGCGCCCCGCAGCCUCAACUUUGUGUUUGACGCUGCUCUGUCGCAACUCACCAUCAAGAAGCCCGGUGUCAACAUUGCCCAUGACUGGACAAUCACCAUUGCAUGAGCGUGCUGUGGCGUUUUGAGUCUUUUGUUAUUUUUUUGGUGUUGUUGUUGUUGUUGUUGUUGGCGUCGUUGGCGUCAUCGUCGUCUCUGCUGCUUUGUUUCUGUUACCCAAAUCCCACAAUGAAAUGUUGUGCCUACAUACAAUGGAAAUACAAAGAGGUCAAGAACGUG